This is a messenger RNA of Cercospora beticola, 5139 nucleotides long. RefSeq lists its product as uncharacterized. NCBI's taxonomy places the organism in Eukaryota, Fungi, Ascomycota, Dothideomycetes, Mycosphaerellales, Mycosphaerellaceae. The record is from RefSeq and is a predicted model, not a curated record.
UUCUUGGCCAUCAUGCCAUCCACAUUUGCUCCAACUGGAAGCGGAGCUAUCGUCCGCCAGACGCUCGUGUUCACCCGCACCGCCGGCGGCGUGCUCCGGUGGAGGGCCGUGGUGAUGGCAAGACACUGCUGGGCUUGGUGAUUUUCCAGGCAGUCUGCACCACAUUGAACAAGAGCCCACUCUACCAUUCUGCUGCUGGAGUUCGAACAUAAGUCCGCACCACGGUCUCCACAGACCCUCAACAAGAGCAUCAUCAGACCACAGCUCUACAGCUCGAUGGCGCGAAGCGAUACCACAAGAGGCCAAAGCACCACUUUCAGUCCUAUAUUGUGGCUUUCACCACCUCGUGGCUUCCACGAGACACGCGAUGCACCAAGCUGAAGAUUCGCCUGCUUAGCUGGCUUAGCCGCAUGAGGGAUAUCCUCAAUAGAGACAAGUCUUAUGCAGACCUUUUCGGACUACGCGAUGUUCCAAGCUGGAUUCGUGGGCUCCCAAAGUAGCUUUCGCCAAGACACCCCGUUCUUCAGCCUCCCCAGAGACACCAGGCGAUAUGGGGCUAUCGUUGCUUGGCAGACUGCUCUAUACAGCAAGUGGACACUCGUCUGUCGAGCGUGAGUCGUCUACGCCUUCCACCGACAUUCAGACCACGUGUGCGCCACGCGCUGCAUUAGUUCUCUCACCACCUCACCAUAGCUUCAAUACCCACCUGCACCAGCGGUGAGUCCGAAGGCGGCUCUGAGCGAUGGCUUCCACCAGGCGUGCAUCCCAUCCAGUGCUGGACGUUGAUGGACGCCAUAGAACGUGUGUGAGCUGUACACCUUCCGACCAGGGCUCGAUGGACUGGCGAGGCUUACAUAUUCGCCUGGAGCUGUCACGAUGAGGGUGAGCCACCAUUCUCCGCCUGCGAGUCCAGGCGUACCGCGAGGUAUAAGACUGCCACCACGAGAUCCCCUCGCGCGACCCUUCACAAGAGCUGUACCACUGUGUUGAGCGAAGAUGCGCUUCUUUGCGGCGCUGUCCCUCGCCGGGUUGGCGUUGGCCAACCCUGUCAAAGAACUUGAAGCACGUCAACUGAACGCGGCUCAGUCCUCGACAUGUUCUAUUUCGUACACACGCAGCUGUGCUGCCGGCACAUCUAUGAGCGCUGCUCGCACCUGGUGUUCAUCUCUCGGCUAUGGCACCACUUGGAGCACUGUCCGGAAAACGGCCACAGUCAACAGAACCGUCAUGAUGACCAUGACCUCUACGACGAGCACUUCUACCAUUACCGCAGCACGCGUGACCAAUACAGCGACCUCUGUGAGAACAACAAUGACGACUCAAACGACGACCAUGACUAGCUCAACCACGUUCACGGAGACCCAAGUGAUCAACACUUUCGGCGUGAUUGACGCUUGCCCGAACUACACACCGGAAAACACCAACCCGAACCCAGAAGUCCCAGGAGUGGACUCAACAACAACCUCUGCCACCACUACCACUGCUGCUGCGUCGUCCUCAUGUGCUCUGGCCCGACCAGCAGGUCCAAGUGGCGAUUGUGGAGGCGUUCUGGGCUAUCGAUCGAGAGAGCAGGACGGCAACGGUGUGACGCUGUCGCAGGGCACUCUCACAGACCUUGCGUCGAUCGCCAGCCUCGAAGGCUGUGCGCUUGCGUGUCGCAAGUUCGACGAUUCCGGAGCUCUUGGCUCCGUGUCUGGUCUACCAGGAUGUAUAUCUGUAUACUGGGCGCCCAAUAGGUCUUGCGAACUGUACCGCGGUCACUUGGGUGACACUCGCUGGAUGCCAGGCACCGGAGCCAACGCAAGAUAUCAAGCAGCCUUCAUGAGCUGUUUCACGUGCUCAGCUGGAACUGCCCAAGCACAAAGUACCACUACCACCACAAGAACCACUACUACUACUACGCCCGCUUUGACAACGACCACUCCGGCGAUUACGACUACUACAACAUCACCACGCGGCCUGGGAUGCCCCAAUCCAACUCUUACUAGCUUCACCAGAGCAGGAGUGGUUCGAUACUACGAGUGGUGUAUGGCUUACAUGAACCCCGGCAGCGUCAACAUCCGACCCCAAAACCUGGAGGGCUGCGAAGCUGCAUGUAUCGGCAAUUGUAUUGCCUUCAACUAUGGCGGAGAUGACAAUAACUGCCGGACCCUCACUGCGGCAGUCACAACGGUCUCGGCCCCCUGGUAUGGAUGGAAAGCGUACUCACUCGUGAGCAAGUCCACCAUCUCGCUCGCCGGCACCACGACCGCUGCCGCCGCCAACACUGUGCCCACCACAUGCGCAUUAGCCACCGCGAGUGCUAGCAACCCCGCCCUUUGCAAUGUCGGAGGUAAUCUGUGGUCGGCCCAUGACGGCACUGGUCCAUUGAAGCAAAAGUACCUUGCGAACGUGCCGAGCAUUGAAGCCUGUGCAGCUGAAUGUCGCAAACUUGAUGCGUCGGGCGAGAUUGGAGAAAGUGGAAUGCCGGGCUGCAAGAGUGUUUGGUACCGUUGGGACCGAACGUGUGAGCUUCAGCGUAAGGACCUCAAUGCCAGCCAUUACGAAACAUCAUUCGUGGGCAAUGUGGCCAAUAUGGACUGUUUCUCUUGUGCAGCUGUCGGAGCACCUUCGAGCUCGACUACGACUACUACAAGGACGACAACAACGACUUCGUUGACCACUACGACUAGGGCAUCCACUACUACUACUGCAUCCACCACCACUACUGUAGGCGGCAGUACCUGCGUCUUCGUCGGGGCUUCAGCGCCCGAUCCAUCUCAGUGUGCAGAGCUCCGAGGCUGGCCGCGGCGCGGUAGCGAUAGUGUGGGAAGCUUCCAGCAACGUAUCCAGGUAGACUCGGCUUCGACAAGCAGCCUGGAGUCCUGCGCACAAACUUGCAAGGCGUUUGAUCAAUCUGGGGCAAACGGCGAGAGUGGGUUGCCCGGCUGCAAAUCAUUCUCUUUCGAGCUGGGUAUGACUUGCAUCUUGUAUCGAGUGAGCAGGAGCUCGCUCACUUACGACAAUCCUGGGCAUCCCCAAGGACCGAAGGUGGCCAAUCUCGCCUGCUACCAGUGCUCAAGUGGAACGAUGACGACGACCACGACGAGGUCAUCCACCACUACUACUGCACCCACUACUACUACUGCAAGCACCACUGUUGCUGUAGCUCUAACAGGACCAGGAAGCUGCGCACUGUCCACAACCGCCCCGCUCCCGCCUGACCCAUCAGUCUGUUUCGAGCAGUACACUGGAACGGUCAACAACAUGACUCCUCGGCAAACGCAACUCAUAGAUUCGGCUUCGCGCGCUAGUAUCGAGGCCUGCGCAAAGGCCUGCAAGUUAUUCGACCAGGCUGGGUCCACCGGCGACAGCGGAGCACCGGGCUGCCAGGCAUUUUCAUGGGAUAGCAGCAGCUGUACAUUGUAUGGAGUUGCAGUCAGUCAGCUCGCCCUGUCUUAUGGCACUGGGCCACGCUUCUUGGACUUGGCCUGCUACCAAUGUUCGGGUUUUGCAAGUGGAACGACAACUACAACUUCUGCAGCGUCCACCGCUUCUGUUGUGGCUAGUGGCUGCGCAUUUGACGCACCUUCUGCGCCCGAUCCAUCUCAGUGCUCAGAGCUAAAAGGUUAUCCCGGUGAAUACGGAAACGACCAAAUCGUUCUCACCGACUCGGUGUCGCGCCGCAGUGUCAAUGAUUGCGCGAAGGCAUGCAAGUCAUACGAUCAGGGAGGGUUCAUCGGCCAGAGCGGACGUGCGGGCUGCAAGUCCUUCUCCUUCUCUCAAGACCAGCACUGUAUCUUGUGGCAAGUCCCAAGGGCUCAGCUGCGUGUCAACCCACAGUGGUCUGGUCCUGAGGUAAUCGACAUGUCCUGUUACCGGUGCGCAGGCGUUGCAACUCCUACUAGCCCGCCGCCGGCUCAAGUCACGAAUGGGCAGUACUCUUCUUGCGACGGGAGCAGCCUUCUGGAGUUCAACAACGGAGCCACCUAUCAGGUGUUCUGCGGCUCCAUCAGAGCCCCAUCCAUCAUCGCCACUCUUACCAAGUACAGCAUCGAGGACUGCGCAGCAGCCUGCACUGAUGAUUCAAACUGUACAGCGGUAACAUGGCUUCAAAAUGGCCCGGCGGCCAACAGGUGUCAGCUGAAGCAUCCAGCGGGAUCGGAAAGCGGAACUGCAUACACUUUGGAGGGUCGCGAUUCGGCCUUCCCGGCUGACACUAUCAUCGUAUCUGCUGGCAGAGUGAAGAGAUACACCUACGACCCUUAUCCGCACGCAUCGAUGGCGUGGAAGCGUGAUGAAACCCUGUCGCCACGACAAGGACAAUAUCCCCAGCCGGGCUGCCUGAAGGCUACCAAUGCCGUUCAAACCACCGCGGCUUGCAACUGUGUGAUCCCAUCAUCAUCGGUCACUCUCACUCAGACUGUGUCGUCGAUCGUGACCAAUGCGAGAACAAUCAGCACCACGCUGAAUCUUGUGGCCACAACAACGAUGACACCUACAACGACUAUCACAACCACCCGCGUCACAACCCUGUUCCGAACCAAGACCAUCACUGCUUGGAAGACAUUCAGCACAACCGCGACAGUUGAGAGCAUUACUUCUUACUCUCUUCAAGCCACCCCAUCAGCCUUCUACAUCGUCGACAAGGACAUGGCAUUCGCCGAGUGGCCAGCCGAUGCAGACGAGAUCCACUACCACAUCCAAUACGAUUGGGAUCAAUCUGAUGACGAAUACGCUCCUACCGUCUUCUCCCUUGACAACGACAAACUCAAAGUCGCCGAUCUUUCGAACAUGGAUGGUGCGGCUGAAGGCUAUCCCGUCGUCGGCCAGUCUGAUGGAACUGGUAUGCAACUCAUGGCACUGGCAGAUGGCGGAGGCCUCGAGAGCCCAACAUGUAGCAUUGAGCCUACGAAGGAGGGACAAUGUCCUAUCAUCUGUCGCAUGGGGAAUAUGGAAGUCAAUACGAGAAAUGGAGAUGGUUUGUGGACUUUGGUGCCCAAGGGCGGUGAAGAGGGUUUCACGAAUUAUGCUUUGGCUGCUGAUGUUGCUGUUGAGGAUGGAGAGAUGGAUAUUGGGGAGCCCACGUGGGCUUAGAGCAUGAGUUUAGGAUUUGAUGAGUUAAUGAUAGGCAUGAUAUGAUUUGCAUUAGAGACAGCG